Messenger RNA from Poeciliopsis prolifica (blackstripe livebearer), 2821 nucleotides. RefSeq lists its product as uncharacterized. Gene Ontology annotation, molecular function: aspartic-type endopeptidase activity. The record is from RefSeq and is a predicted model, not a curated record. Gene Ontology annotation, biological process: proteolysis. NCBI's taxonomy places the organism in Eukaryota, Metazoa, Chordata, Actinopteri, Cyprinodontiformes, Poeciliidae.
AUGAAGAUGGAGGAGGCCUACGGAGAAGUUCCUGUAAACGGCAGGACUCAGAGGAUUGCGAAACCAGGUGAGUCCGUUCAGGCAUACGGACUCCGGUUGAGAGAGCUGUACCGUAAACUACAGAAACACAAUGCAACUGAAGCACCCACUGAUAUUCACCUUAGGGACCAAUUCCUGCUUGGCCUGGAGGAUGGCGCCAUGCUUCAGCUGCUAAAGCGAGUUGUGCGCCUAGACCCUGAUGCGACCUUCAGCGCUGUUCAACAAGAGGCUCUUCUAUUAGAAGAGGAACAAAGUCCAAGAUGGCCUGAAGCGACAUGUGCCGCGGUAAGGGACCCUAACACUGUUCGAUCUCAACAGAGUGAUGUGUGGAAACAGGAGCUGAAAAAGGAACUUAUGGAGGAAGUAAAGGCCCAGAUGAAGGACCUGGCCUGUGAACUGAUCAAGGACCAGAGGACAAAGGGUCCCAUGCCAACAUCAGCGUACCCCAGGAUUGUUCCCCCACGUCGCCGAGGGAAAUGGCACCCGGACCGUGACACCAGUUACCAAUGGGAUGAGGAUGCGGCCUAUACAGUGGGGUCAGGUCAGCGAGACCAAAAGGCCACGACCGAUUUAGUGGGGAACUGCCCCUAUGUGGAGGUGUUUGUGGGAGGAGUCAGGUUGGAGGGACUUUUGGAUACUGGCUCACAAGUGACACUUAUGCAGCAGAGCCUGUUCCUCGAACAUUUCCCUGACUGUGAUGUUAGUAAUGCACCUACCUACAUCCAGCUUAAGGCGGCAAAUGGCCUUAAGAUCCCCUGUAUAGGGUACGCCCUAAUGGACUUUAAGAUUGAGGGUGUUGAUAUUAACCAGAAGGGUGUUUUUGUAGUGACUGAUGAAUGUUCUACUAACCCCUUUGUCAUUGGCAUGAAUGUAAUUAGACCCUGUUGGGAUGUAGUCUUCUGCAACCCGGGGAAGCCUUUGUCUUUUUGCUGCCAGAGCCCGAGGUUCCAACGGGCAUGGCGGGAGGCUUUUUCUCUUUGCCGGAGGAUAACUGUUGCCACAGAGGACGACUUCAAAGGAUAUGUCUGGCCAGCUCAGCGACGAGGGGUUAAGAUCCCGGCAAGAAGCGAGGUGGUGAUCUGGGGACGAGCUCGAGCAGGACCAGCUGGGAGAGACUAUUGUGGCCUGGUGGAAGCCUUGGAGGAGCCCGACACUGUUUCAGUGGCCCGCACCCUCGCUGUCGUCAGAAAUGUUACUUUAGGGCGCUACCGGAAAAUUGGCCGCCUCUAUCAGGUUGAUGACGUGGAUGUCCAUGGAGGUCGUGAUGUCGGCCUCACUGUUGAUGACGGCGGUGUGGUGCAGGCCAGUAAGUUGGCCACCUUAUUACAAAAAUGGGAGAAAGUGUUUUCUAAACAUGAUGAGGACUUCGGUCGGACGGAUGCCGUCAAGCACACCAUUCCGACGGGAGAUGCAUGCCCCACAAGGGAGAGAUUCAGACCACUGCCACCACUCAUGUAUAAAGAAAUGAGGUCAUUAUUAGCGGACAUGUUGGACAAAGGUGUGAUAACUGAAAGUUCCAGCCCCUGGGCCGCACCUAUUGUCAUGGUCAAGAAAAAAGAUGGGAGCUGGAGGUUCUGUGUCGAUUACAGAAAACUGAACUCUGUUACUCAUAAAGAUGCCUUCCCUCUCCCUAGGAUUGAAGAGACUCUGACCUCCCUCUCCAAGGCAGAGUGGUUUUCCACCUUAGAUUUGGCCAGUGGAUAUUGGCAAGUCGAGGUUGAUCCUAAGGAUAGAGAAAAGACUGCCUUUACUACACCUUUGGGCCUUUUUGAAUUUCAGCGCAUGCCAUUCGGCCUCUGCAAUGCACCUGCAACAUUUCAGAGAUUGAUGCAACAAUGCUUAAGUGGUCAGAUCGCUGAGUCUCUGCUUGUAUACUUGGAUGAUAUAAUUGUAUAUUCACCUGAUUUUGAUACCCACCUACAGCACUUGGAAGAAGUCUUCAUGUUGUGGAAGCAUGGCCUGAAGUUGAGACCUGACAAGUGUAACCUGCUUCAGAAAGAGGUGAGAUUCCUGGGUCAUGUGGUCAAUCAGAGGGGAGUUAUGCCUGAUCCAGAGAAGGUGACUGCAGUUACAGAGUGGAAUGCCCCAAAGACUGUUAAGGAAGUACGGGCGUUUUUGGGCCUGGCAGGCUACUAUAGACGUUUCAUCCAGGGGUUCUCUAAGAUCGCAUACCCACUUAAUUCUCUGUUAACAGGCAUCCCUACUGACAAGAAGCAUGGUGCAAAAUUAAUUGAUUGGACAUUAGAAUGUCAAAUUGCAUUUGACAAACUGAAGGAGGCGUUAACUCAAGCACCAAUAUUGGCCUAUGCAGACUACACCCAGCCCUUUAGGUUGUACACUGAUGCCAGCAAUUAUGGAUUGGGUGCAGUACUGGCACAAAAUCAAGAAGGAGAAGAGCGAGUAAUCGCUUAUGCUAGUCGUAGUUUACACCCUACCGAGAGAAAUGAUGCAAACUAUAGCUCAUUUAAAUUGGAGCUUUUGGCACUGAAAUGGGCAAUUACUGAAAAAUUUAAGGACUAUUUGACUGGUGCCAAGUUCACAGUAUUUACGGACAAUAACCCAGUUGCCCACCUUCAAACUGCCAAACUAGGGGCAGUGGAACAAAGAUGGGUUGCUCAGCUGGCCUCAUUUGAUUUUGAGAGGCGGAUACAGAAGACGUGGCUUUACUGGAGUGGGGUGAAGAUUGGCAGGCUCUACAGUCGGCAGACCCAGACAUACAUCAGGUACGAGUGUAUGUGGAAGAAGGGAGAACCCCAAAUACGACUGAGCAGGCAACUCUAAG